AUGCCUCGACUGACGAGACUGAUCAGGCGUCAGACGGCGGUAGUCGAGCGGGCAGCACAAGCCACUGCAUCUCGUCCAAGCCAUCUCAUGCAAAUUGGUGCCUCGACCGCAAUUGCUCGACAAACGACCUGCCUAGAUUCAGGGCGGCAGGCACGAGCACCCGACUACCGAUCCCUGGUAUCGUCUCUACUCGCCGCUCGGGGUACGCCGCGAGAGUCCAGUCUUUUCGCUCGCCCGAGCAUACUGCUCCCUUGUACGACUGGCGGGCUUCACUCGAGCAUGCUCGGCAGCAUACGUACGCAUGUCAAUGGUACAGCCUAUCAGCCUUCGACUCGCAAGCGCAAGCGAAACUAUGGCUUUCUCGCCCGACGCAGGAGCAGGACAGGCACCAAAAUUCUGAUUAGGCGAAGAGCCAAGGGUCGCAUGUACCUCACUCAUUGA
This is a messenger RNA of Mixia osmundae IAM 14324, 441 nucleotides long. RefSeq lists its product as uncharacterized. Gene Ontology annotation, cellular component: ribosome; mitochondrial large ribosomal subunit. Lineage: Eukaryota; Fungi; Basidiomycota; Mixiomycetes; Mixiales; Mixiaceae. The record is from RefSeq and is a predicted model, not a curated record. Gene Ontology annotation, molecular function: structural constituent of ribosome. Gene Ontology annotation, biological process: translation. Bases 1 to 441 code for a protein of 146 amino acids. The transcript has 2 exons.